GCCACACCGUGCUUACCUGAGUCUGGAGUGUCAGUGGUAUUGUCCUCGUGCUCAUGUAAAACAACCACCUCUUGCAGAGCAAAGCGCCACCUGCUGAUGGCGCCAUACCGGAGAAAGAGCAUUAACGCCGCUGAGCUCUUGAACCGGAGGAGCAGAGGUAUCAGGGAUGCUGGGACUUUAUACAGACACUGUCUGAAGCUCCUUAGAGGUAUUCUCCUCCAGGAAAAUAGAAGUUUCAUUAAAGUAUGGAGCAAGACCUCAAAAUCUACAAUAAUGUAUGAGGAUGGUAAAGUCUACUUUGAAAAUUACCAGAACUGCUACAGCUGUGUUCAUGCUGAGCCUCAAAGAUUGUACAAAUUGCCCAGGAGGUCUAAACAUGAGAAAAUUGAAGAUGCCUUGCUGUGUCAGAGCCCACUUGACAAAACAUUACCCUCGCCCUCUGAUCAUAAACCCAGCCUCUUGGCUUUGACAGCCAAUAACUGGCUCUUUCGCAUCUCAGCUGAAACAGGAAAAGAGCUGCAGAGAGUUUACCUUUCUCCAAACCACAAGUUCAGAUAUCUUGGCUGGGAUGUUUCUCAAGAGACAUUUUAUGUAAAAUCUGUUCAAAAGAAAGAAACACCUUUAGAAAGACAGGCAGGUAUCUCUCAGAAUAUUGUGAUGCACUUGGCCAUUUUUCAUGUUUUUCCCUUGCAAAUUGUGGGCAUUUUGGAGAUCAACAAAAAGACAUUUGGAAAUGGCGUUACUGAUGUCGUUCUGUCUCAAGGUGUCCUUGCAGUGUCUUACAGCAACAAGUCAGUGAAGCUGUACAGCUUUGAGCAUAUUGUCCAAAGAUACUUAACAGAGAAGUUAACUCUUGGAGAGCUAAGUUCACUUCUUGGAAACAAAACAGUGGGAGAUACUCCGUUUGGUAUACCAGUGAAUAUCCAGAUUACAGAUUGCCUACCAGUACUUUUUGAGGUGUCCUGCUCUAAUAAUGGUGUCCAGAUUGGAGGCUACCCUUGGCACUACAUUUACACUCCACCGCAUAAACAUGACAGAGGGACUCACCACAUCUGUUCACUCAAGGACAGCACCAUGGCAACAAAUGGAAUACAAAACAUGAACUGCUGCUCUUUAGAGAGUGACGGGAUCUUCUUCCAUCCAGACGAUUCAGGACGGAUCAUCCAUGUCGGGCCUACUACCAUAAAUGUGCUAAAAAUCCUCGGUGAACUAAACAGUCCUCUGCCAUCAAAGGUAGUUGAGGAUUUCUCUAUGAAGACUCAUCGAGACAAUCCUUCCUCCCAAGUCACCGUCACCUCAUCAGGCCGCGCAGUGAAGAAAAGAUUUCAUCAGCUGGAUGAUGAUCCCAGUCAAGAGACUUUCCGAAUGGUGGAAUAUGAGGAUGAGCUUGACCUAAUGGCUGUAGUGGUAACUAAAGGCGAGGAGGAAGAAGGAAGAGGUCACAUUGAGCUGCAUGACAACCAAACUGGGCAGUUGCAGCGGAGGAUUGAUCUGGUUGAACCUUGGGAUGAGACCUAUCGACACGAGUUGUUCUUUGACAAAGACACGAUUGUUCAUAUUGAACAGAAGAACAGCAACUUCUGCUGCCAUGUCUAUAAACUCAAGGCUUCCAGAAAAUAACUUGGGGGAAAUGUAAUUAAAGCUACUAAAGAGCAUUUAAUGACCCCCUUUAAGAUUCUAUAAUUUUUAAGUCAUACAGUUUUUCUAUAUUACUUACAAUAAUGUAUUUUUAGAUGGAUUGCUGCAUUUUUUUAAAAUAAAUUCCACUUGAUGACUUGA
Melanotaenia boesemani (Boeseman's rainbowfish) is the source of this 1779-nucleotide messenger RNA. RefSeq names its product ddb1 and cul4 associated factor 17 (gene dcaf17). Lineage: Eukaryota; Metazoa; Chordata; Actinopteri; Atheriniformes; Melanotaeniidae. Gene Ontology annotation, biological process: protein ubiquitination. Gene Ontology annotation, cellular component: Cul4-RING E3 ubiquitin ligase complex. The transcript is spliced from 14 exons. The record is from RefSeq and is a predicted model, not a curated record. Bases 97 to 1620 code for a protein of 507 amino acids.